Messenger RNA from Parnassius apollo (apollo), 1794 nucleotides. The record is from the annotation of a GenBank genome assembly. NCBI's taxonomy places the organism in Eukaryota, Metazoa, Arthropoda, Insecta, Lepidoptera, Papilionidae.
AUGAAACGAGGUGCGUGGGUAGACAGUGGACCAAUGGGACUCUCACAUGAUUAUGGUACGUUGCCCAAUGAGAUAAACACAAAAAACAUAAAUGAAUCAUUAAUCACAAAAUCGCCAUCGACGCAAUCUGAAAAAUUGAGGGUAGAACGACAUAAACAAACAGAAAAUAAACUAAACGACCGGCAACGGCUGUCGGUGGAAAGGCCUCAGGCAAGCGCAUUUGCAGGUUGCAGUGAGGAAGGAGUAAGGCCAAUAGUAAAUCAGGAGGCGUACACUCAACCGGACCGGCGCAUGUGGAACCCUGGAAAUAAGCCAGUUCCCCAGGAGUUCAUCGAUGUCCUUCUCGACGAAGAAGAACUGGAUAUCGAUGAAGACCAUGGGGAACUGGUAGAAGAAUAUGAUGCAGAGGAGAUACUUAACAUGCCGGUGUGCAUUGCGGAACCCGAUGGGUCUCUCUUCUACAUACCAGAAGAAGUGCAUGUACUUAAUAUUCCUGUGGAUACGGAGAGAGCCGGUGGGUCUCCGCAAUGCCCAACAGUAGAGAUGUCUGGAGAAGUACAUGUACUUGAUGUGCCUGCUCCAGAGCCUGCUCCAGAGGUGCCUGGAGAAGUGCAUGUACUUGUUAAAAGUAUAAGGAUGAUACCAAAAAAUAAAAGAAAUAGAGAAUAUGAUUUGGAGAUAGCUGAGGAAACUGUUGACCUGAAAAGUGAAAUUGAUGUUAAAAUUUCAGGAACUGAUAAUAGAAAUAUUUUUGACGAUGGUCUAUCUCAAAAGCUAACAGCUGCAGAAAUAGUUGAUCUUAAAAGUGAUGCAAAUAAGGCUUCAUAUAUUGUAGAAACUCUUAUAAGUAAUUCAAACACAUUUCAUAAUAAAACAGAAUUCUCACAGGACAAGUAUUUAAGGAAGAAAGAAAAAAAAUAUUUUGAAUAUAUACAAAUACUUCGACCUAACUUGAGAAUGAUCAGUGAAAUAUUGUACAAGCUAGACCCCAGCAAAAUUCAAGGUUUGAGGACUGACACAUUAUCUCAAAUUAUGACUUUGUGCAAUAUUAAUUCUGAAGGUAUUCAUUUAUUGUAUGACUCUGGUUCGAAUGGCUUGUUAGCUGCAGCAUUAUUAAGUGCCAUUGGAGAGCUCAGUGGAGGUAAAUUGAUUCAUAUGCAUCCUGGUAAUAUGUCACAAAAGUUGGCACUAAUGGCUAUGAACUUUGGUGCUGAACAAUUAGAUAGAUGUAUUUCAGUUAAUGUAUAUUCUGCUUUACGACAGUACUACCAGGGAUGUGAUACUAAUUCGAAUGGAAAUUUGUCUGUAUUAGAGAAUAGUAAAGAAAAUGAAUUAAAAAGAAAAGCAGAUGAUAUUAUUGGUCAUAAAAACAAAAUUGCCAAAAUAGAGACUUUGGCUGAUGGUGAAAAUAAUAUUGUCAGUCCAACAGAUUCCCAUAAAAUUGACCAAAGUGAACCAAAAAAACCAAAAUGGCACUAUUUAAAUAUAAAUGCAUCUCAACUUCUAUCUGAAAAAGUUGAUUCUUUAGUUAUUGCUAGCAAAGAAGAUCCUCAAAACAUUUUUAAUGAAUUAUCAGCUUUUGUCAAGCCUGGAAGACCUUUUGUUGUGUAUUAUAAUGUCGCAGAGCCCUUGCAGCAGUUGUACAUGACUUUAAAAUCCCAGAAUAAUAUUGCUGCCUUGAGAUUAACUUGGAAUUGGAUGAGGAAUUAUCAGAUUCUGCCAGAAAGAACACACCCAGAAGUAAUGAUGAACGGUUCAGGAGGCUUUCUGUUAAGUGGUUAUAUACUUAAAUAA